CCUCGAAGUAGACGCUCCAUGCGCCAUUUGUACGAAUGCGCAAUGGUGCCGCUUAGGUGAUGGGCGUCGAUCUUUGUAAUCGGAGCUCUCACGUCCUCCGCGCAGAGCUUUUGGCUUUGGCCAGCGAAAAAACACCACAAUGCCUCCUCGCGAGACAUCCCCGCUGCUCCCUAAGCCAGCGCUGCAGCCCGUGUCACCGCAUCCUAUUGACGCGGAUAGAAACAUUGCGCCCGAAGAGGUUUAUCAGGAUGCAGUUGCGGGUGCGACAGGAGGCGACAUCGAGAGGCAGAUCAGCAAUGGCGAUGCGUCGAAGCACCAGGGCAUGCCAGACGUUAGGAAGCGCAUGAAGUAUAUUUUUCCAGCGAUAUGUAUAGGAGUCUUUCUCUCGGCUGCGGACCAGACCCUCGUCGUCUCCACCUACGGCACCAUCGGUACGGAGCUGCACGCGCUGAACCUAACCUCGUGGAUCGCCACCGCCUACUUUGUCACGCUCACUGCCUUCCAGCCGCUGUACGGCAAGCUCAGCGAUAUCUUCGGACGAAAGUCAUGCCUCCUCUUCGCGUACGUCGUGUUCGGGCUCGGAUCGACUCUGUGCGGGCUGGCUAGAAAUAUUGGCGAGUUAAUCGCGGCAAGAGCGUUCGCGGGCGUCGGUGGCAGCGGCAUGACCACCAUCACGUCGAUUCUGAUGAGCGAUGUGGUGAGCCUUAGGGAUCGAGGUACAUGGCAGGGCUAUUUGAACAUCAUCUACGCGGCCGGGGCUGCUGCAGGAGCGCCAUUGGGAGGCUUGCUCGCAGACAGCAUUGGCUGGAGAUGGGCUUUUAUGGCCCAGGGACCAAUGUGCUUGGUCGCGGUUGCAGCGGUUGCACUUGUGCUGCAUCUGCCGAAAAACGAUGACUCGCAUUGGCUGCAGAAGCUCACCAAGAUCGACUUUUUGGGAGCCUUCAUCAUCCUAGUGGCAGUCACGGGUGUUCUAGUUGGGUUGGAUCACGGCUCGAAUGUGGGCUGGAAUAAUCGGAUCACCAUUGCAGGCUUAUGCAUGAGCCCUCUCUUUAUCAUUUUCAUCCUCGUCGAGAAGUACAUUGCAAGCCAUCCCCUCGCGCCGCUCCGAAUCAUCCUCAAUCGCACCCUCUUCGCGUGCUACCUGUGCAACUUCUUCUCUUUCGCGGGCUGGCUGUCGGCUCUGUUCUUCAUACCACUGUACUGGCAGGUCAUCGCAGAUCUCUCUGCCUCGAAAGCCGGGCUCCUCUUAGUCCCCUGCAUUAUCUGCGGCGUGACCGGUUCGCUCUGCGGCGGAAUAUACAUGAAGAAAACAGGCAAGUACUACUGGAUCACAGUGAUUGGGUACUCAAAUCUCGUCCUUGGCCUGGCGAUAGUCCUGCUCUUCGCGGGUCUUGUCAAGGAAUAUAUUCCAGCUAUGGUGGUGGGAACGUGCAUCACUGCGUUCUGCAACGGCAUAGGCGUCACCACCACUCUAAUCGGACUGAUUGCGAAUGCAAAGCACAAGGACCAGGCCGUUGCUACUGCGUGCUCGUACUUGUUUCGCUCGCUCGGUUCGGUAUUCGGGAUCUCUAUGUGCGCCACUGCGUUUAAUCAGACGCUGCGGAAGACGUUGGAAACCGCGCUCAGUGGGGAUGAAAAUGCGAGGGAGAUUGCAGAGCGCGUGCGUUCGUCGCUGGCGUACUUUCGCAAUCUCGAACCGGAGCUGAAAGAGAUAGUGCGGGAGUGCUACAGCAAGAGUGCGAGGGCUGCACUGGCUGUGAGCUUGGGCUUGGUUGUGGGGAGCGCCGUGUUCGCGUGGUUCAUCAGGGAGAAGAGGCUUGGAAAGUAGGAGAGAUAGCAUGUACGAAGCAGACAAGAGCAAUCACUCAGAAAGUUCACGGUCAUACACCUACUGCGAACUGUAUCCUGUAUCCCACGCAGAAUAUUGCAUCG
Molecule: messenger RNA, 1932 nt
Organism: Paraphaeosphaeria sporulosa
Lineage: Eukaryota; Fungi; Ascomycota; Dothideomycetes; Pleosporales; Didymosphaeriaceae
Product: MFS general substrate transporter
Exons: 3
Coding region: 140-1828 (562 amino acids)
Biological process (GO): basic amino acid transport; transmembrane transport
Cellular component (GO): fungal-type vacuole membrane
Molecular function (GO): basic amino acid transmembrane transporter activity
Source: RefSeq, a predicted model, not a curated record